Messenger RNA from Penicillium macrosclerotiorum, 447 nucleotides. RefSeq lists its product as uncharacterized. The coding region runs from base 1 to 447 and encodes 148 amino acids. The transcript has a single exon. The record is from RefSeq and is a predicted model, not a curated record. NCBI's taxonomy places the organism in Eukaryota, Fungi, Ascomycota, Eurotiomycetes, Eurotiales, Aspergillaceae.
AUGGCGACCGCCGAAAAAACUCAGGAGCAGCAGAAGAAGCAAUUCGAAGUACCCGACUACUCGGAUGGAGAAGACUACGACAGUGCCGAUGACUAUGAGUAUUCCGACGAGGAGGAGAAUGAACCGGCCACGAAGAACCAACAACUGCAACGGCGACGGAAACAACAACCUCAGAAUGAACCCGAGUACUCUGACGAGGACGACUACUACUCCGAUGAAUAUGACGACGAUUACUCCGACGACGAGGCGAUGCCCAACGCCAUCCAGCCCUGGUCGCAAGGGCGCAGCUCCGAGAUGGCCCCGACGGGCGGCAUGAAUGUCAUCCAGCAGGAGAAAAAGAGCCUCGACGACGAAGAGGGCAUGAAGUUGAAGCUGGAACUGAAUCUGGAAAUUGAAGUCGAGCUAAAGGCGCGCAUCCAUGGAGAUUUGACUCUGGCGCUCAUGUAA